Messenger RNA from Prunus armeniaca (apricot), 1449 nucleotides. The record is from the annotation of a GenBank genome assembly. Lineage: Eukaryota; Viridiplantae; Streptophyta; Magnoliopsida; Rosales; Rosaceae.
AUGGCUGCCAUAUCAUUCACACCCCACGUUCAAAGACCUCCGAUACCUUUACUUUCCAAGCCCAGAACCCUUAAAACCAAAUCCAGAGUUUCAACUCAAGCUUCUCCAACCUCACAGCUGGCCUUAUCAGACCCCUUUGUUCUUCAACUAGCUGAAGCUCUCGAGGACUCGCUACCCUCUUCUUCUUCUUCUUCUCCUCCUUUACCUCUCCAAAAUCUAAGAGACUCUUCCUCUGAGGCCCUCCUCUCAACCCCAUGGCCUUCUCGCAAAGACGAGCCCUUUCGCUUCACAGACACCUCCUUCAUCAAGAACUCCCAAAUCGAACCAAUCUCUCGCCCACCGAGCUUUCCAAGCAUUUUGGAAGAUACCCAUUUCCCAACUCUAGUUAUAGUUGAUGGGUUUGUCGUAAAUUUCUCAAAUUUGACCGAAUUGCCAAAUGGGGUUUAUGUGGGUAGCUUGCUGGAGCUCACAGAAGAGACCAUUAUGAAAAGGGUCUCUGAGUUUGUGUCUAGUAGUUGUGAUGGAGACUUAUUUUGGUCCAUUAAUGGAAUUGGGGCUCCCGAUUUGACAGUGAUUUAUGUACCAUCUGGGUGCCGGGUGGACGCUCCAGUUUAUCUGCGGUACUUUGCUAAUGAGGGCGGAGAUGAGGGGUCGAAUAAACUCCCGUUAUCGAAUCCGAGGGUGCUUGUGUUGGUGGAGAAGGGAGGGGAGAUUGGUAUAAUUGAGGAGUUCUUGGGUGGGGAUGGUGACAAGUGUUAUUGGGCGAAUUCUGUUUUCGAGGUAGUGGUUCGAGAAGGAGGAAAAGUUAGGCAUUCUUAUGUUCAGAAUCAAUCUUUGAAUGCUGCCCACAUAAAGUGGACUUGGGUCCGCCAGGAAUCAGCUAGUACAUAUGAGCUUGUAGAGGUUAGUACUGGUGGAAAAUUGAGCAGGCAUAAUCUCCAUGUUCAGCAACUGGGACCAGACACGACCACCGAGUUAUCAACUUUGCACUUGUCUGUCGGUGAUCAGACACAAGAUCUACAUAGUAGCAUAGUCUUGGACCAUCCACGGGGUUAUUCCAGACAACUUCAUAAAUGCAUUGUGUCUCAUUCUCUAGGACAAGCCGUAUUUGAUGGGAACAUAAAGGUCAACAGAUAUGCUCAGCAAACAGACGGAGGGCAGCUGACAAGAAGUCUUCUUCUUGCACCUCGUGCAACUGUAAAUGUCAAACCCAAUCUUCAAAUUAUUGCUGAUGAUGUCAAGUGUUCGCAUGGAGCUGCAAUUAGCGACCUAGAAGAAAGCCAACUCUUCUAUUUCCAGGCACGUGGCAUUGACUUAGAGGCAGCGAGAAAGGCUCUCCUAUUUUCCUUUGGUGCAGAGGUGAUCGAAAGAUUACCUUAUGCUUGGAUGAAGAAGAACGUAGAAAGUCAAAUUAAAGAAUUGUUGGAUCCUACUAAUAAAGGAUCAUAA